CAGUCCUCACGGAAAAGGCCUCAGAGGCAAAAGUAAUCAAAUGCUGUGUUAUCGAUACUAUCGAUAAACAAAACGUAACACGGCUAUUCGUGAACCGCGCAGCUAAUCAAAGUUUACGCAAAAUUAUAUACAACGUGUGUAUCACUUUUUGUAGAAUUGGAAUAGAUCACUGUGGUGUGAUUUGACCGUUCGAUGUACUCGAUCUUCCUACUGCAUUAGUCUUGCAGGGUUGAACAUGGCCCUGUAGCCGGGGAGUUAGGUUAUUGUCGGUGAGAAGACUAUGCAACAAUGUGUUAGGAAGCCGAUACAGUUCAGUAACAACCUACGGAAUUCGAGAGUUUUCUCAGCAGUUCGGUGCAGAUUAGGACGUGCAUCAUCCUCCUACAUCAUGGGUGAUGCAGCCUUGAAAAGUGUUGUAAGCAAUGUGAUAAAGUCACCCGAGGACAAACGCCUGUACCGUGGUUUGGAAUUUACAAAUGGUUUAAAAGCUCUCCUUAUUAGUGAUCCAACCACAGAUAAAUCUUCAGCUGCUCUUGAUGUACAUAUUGGUUCUUUAUCAGAUCCUCCUAACAUAUCAGGGCUAGCCCACUUUUGUGAACAUAUGCUAUUCUUGGGAACUGAGAAAUAUCCCAAGGAGAAUGAAUACAGUCAGUUUCUCAGUGAGCAUGCUGGGAGUUCAAAUGCUUUCACCAGUGGAGAACACACAAACUACUACUUUGAUGUAUCACAUGAGCACUUGGAUGGAGCACUUGACAGAUUUGCACAGUUUUUCUUGUGUCCUCUGUUUGAUGAGAGCUGCAAAGACAGGGAAGUAAAUGCCGUGGACUCGGAACAUGAAAAAAAUCUGAUGAAUGAUGCCUGGAGACUUUUUCAGUUAGAAAAGGCUACUGGGAACCCUAAUCAUCCAUUUAGUAAAUUUGGGACAGGAAACAAAGUUACACUUGAAACAAGACCAUCACAAAAAGGGAUUGAUAUUCGCCAAGAGUUGCUCAAAUUUCAUUUAACUUUCUACUCCUCAAAUCUGAUGUCACUCUGUGUCCUAGGAAGAGAGUCCUUGGAUGAAUUGACUAACAUGGUGGUGAAUCUCUUUGCAAUGGUGGAAAACAAAAAUGUGCCAGUUCCAGAAUUUCCAGAACACCCUUUUCAAAAAGAGCAUCUUAGGCAAAUGUACAAGGUGGUGCCUAUUAAGGAUAUUCGAAACCUCUAUGUCACUUUUCCUAUCCCAGAUCUUCAAAAAUAUUAUAAAUCAAACCCUGGCCAUUAUCUUGGUCACCUCAUUGGACAUGAAGGUCCUGGAAGCUUAUUGUCCGAGUUAAAAUCAAAAGGUUGGGUAAAUACUCUAGUUGGUGGACAGAAGGAAGGUGCAAAAGGUUUUAUGUUUUUCAUAAUCAAUGUGGACCUGACAGAAGAAGGCCUUUUACAUGUCGAUGAUAUCAUUUUUCACAUGUUUCAAUACAUUCAGAAGCUUCGGACUGAAGGUCCUCAGGAGUGGGUCUUCCAAGAAUGCAAGGAUUUGAAUAAUGUAGCUUUUAGAUUUAAAGAUAAGGAGAGACCUCGUGGAUACACUUCAAAAAUAGCUGGUCUGCUGCAUUACUACCCUCUAGAAGAAGUGUUAGCUGCUGAAUAUCUUCUGGAAGAGUUUAGACCUGAUUUAAUUGAGAUGGUUUUGGACAAACUAAGACCAGAGAAUGUCAGGGUGGCGGUAGUUUCUAAAUCUUUUGAGGGACAGACAGAUAAGACAGAGCACUGGUACGGAACACAGUACAAACAGGAAGCUAUUCCAGAGGACGUUAUCAUGAAAUGGCAAAAUGCAGACCUCAAUGGCAAAUUUAAACUUCCAAUGAAAAAUGAAUUUAUCCCAACAAACUUUGAAAUAUGUUCUUUGGAAAAGGAUACUCCAGCAUAUCCUACUCUUAUUAAGGAUACUGCAAUGAGUAAGGUUUGGUUUAAACAGGAUGAUAAGUUUUUCCUGCCAAAAGCUUGCCUCAACUUUGAAUUUUUCAGUCGCUACCUUUAUGCCGAUCCACUCCAUUGCAACAUGACUUACCUGUUUCUCAGGUUAUUGAAGGAUGAUUUAAAAGAGUAUACAUAUGCAGCACGUCUCACAGGUUUGGUCUAUGGCAUAGCCUCAGGAAUGAAUGCAAUCCUUCUCUCUGUAAAAGGUUAUAAUGAUAAACAGCACAUUCUCCUGAAGAAGAUCAUUGAGAAAAUGGCUACUUUUGAUAUUGAUGAAAAGCGUUUUGACAUCAUUAAAGAGGCGUACAUGAGAUCUCUAAACAAUUUCCGUGCUGAGCAGCCACAUCAACAUGCAAUGUAUUAUCUCCGGCUACUAAUGACUGAGGUAGCUUGGACCAAAGAUGAGCUGAAAGAUUCCUUAGAUGAUGUCACUCUUCCACGUCUCAAGGCUUUUAUACCUCAGUUGUUGUCACGGUUACACAUUGAAGCCUUGCUCCAUGGCAAUAUAACAAAACAGGCUGCACUUGGCAUGAUUCAGAUGGUUGAAGAUACCCUCAUUGAACAUGCUCACACUAAACCUCUUCUUCCAAGUCAACUGAUCAGAUAUAGAGAAGUCCAGGUUCCAGACAGGGGAUGGUAUGUUUAUCAACAGAGGAAUGAGGUGCACAAUAACUGUGGGAUUGAGAUUUACUACCAGACAAACAUGCAGAACACACAGGAAAACAUGCUGCUGGAACUUUUUUGCCAGAUCAUCUCUGAACCAUGCUUUAACACUUUACGCACCAAGGAGCAACUAGGUUACAUUGUUUUCAGUGGACCCAGGAGAGCAAAUGGUGUCCAGGGAUUGAGAUUUAUUAUCCAGUCUGAAAAAGCUCCACAUUACUUGGAGAGCAGAGUUGAAGCCUUCUUAAGAACAAUGGACAAAACAGUUGAGGAAAUGUCAGAAGAGGCUUUCCAAAAGCACAUUCAAGCUUUGGCAAUCCAAAGGCUAGAUAAGCCUAAGAAGCUGUCAGCAGAGUGUGCUAAAUAUUGGGGGGAGAUCAUCUCACAACAGUACAAUUUUGACAGAGAUAAUAUUGAAGUUGCAUUUCUGAAAACACUGACCAAAGAAGACAUAAUGCAGUUUUACAGGGAUAUGCUUGCAGUGGAUGCUCCCAGAAGGCACAAGGUGUCCGUGCAUGUUUUGUCCAGGGAAAUGGAUUCCUGUCCAGUCGUCGGUGAAUUUCCAUGCCAAAAUGACAUUAAUUUGGCGCCUGCACCUUCUUUGCCACAGCCGACUUUGGUUCAAGACAUGACCGAUUUUAAGAGGAGUCUGCCACUGUUUCCUUUGGCUAAGCCUCACAUCAACUUCAUGGCUGCAAAACUGUGAGAAACCUCUUGAUGGGAAGGAGCACAACGGAAUAUGAAGCAAAGGCCGUGGGCGGAAAACGAAGAGGGGUGCGCGCCUCUGUCUGUGUGUAUGUGGGUGAGAAAGUAGACGUACAGCUUGCUGUGUUCAUUAUCAUAGCUCUUUACGAUAGAUCAUACAACAUUUUCUUUAUUUUUAAGUAUUCUAAGCAUUGUAAAGUAGAGGGCGGCAAGAUUUGUUUUUUUAAACUGCAGCCCAAGAAAUAUUUUUAAUUUCCCACAAUGAGCUGCAUUGAAGCUGCAGCCAAGUAAAAACUGAAAUGAGAUGAAAUACCAAGAAGUAAUGAAUGUGUACAGAACAAUAAAAGAAGGGGACGAGGACAGGAGUUUUACUUUUUAUUUGUUCAGAAUCUGAAAAUGUUGAAUGAUGCUUAAAAAACUUCAGAGCAUGAUAAGUGAAGAGUUUAGACUUGAGGUCACUAUAUUUCAUUAAAUCCCACAACACACUAAUGUAAGAGAAAGUUGUUUAAUAAUAGAACAUCAGCUAAAAAAAAAAAAAAGAUGAGUUUUAAACUUUGUGUAUGUUUUGGAAUUUAAUAAUUUUCUAAAACUUAGUAAAAUGUUGGAGCCAUUUAGGCCGCGUAUUUUUACCUUCUGACAGAUGCUGUACUUUUAGCACACUCUCACACGCAGUUCCCUUUUAUUAGUUUGUGUUCUUAAAGCAUCGUCUCAGGGCUCCUCCAAAUUGAAUCCUUUUUUUACAUAUACGUAAUAAAAAAAAAAGAAAUAAUGGAACCUUUUUAUCUUUUUGUGAGCUGUCCCAUCAAUGCUGCCAGUUUUAGGUCAGUCCUUGAUAAUCUGGCGCAGUUAGUUUGGUGAUUCCCUUUAGCUGCGUCAAUCACUAACUUUAUUGAACGAGUUCCUCCCAACCACUUCCAGCUCUCUUGUGACUUCCAUGAUCCCCACGGUGAGUCGUGACAGAAGCAGGAGGCACUGAAGAUGGGGGUCCUCGUCUCGGCUCCGUAAGCUGCAAGACAAAAAGCGAAUGUUGUGGACCUUGGAAAUUGGUGCCGUUCUGGAUGUUAUAAGCUCUGUCCUGCUCUAUAUGUUCAUGAGAGAAGUUGCAUUUCAAAAGAUACAUCGCUUAAGGGAUUUUUCUUUUUAGUUAUUAUCAUUUUUUUUUUUACCAUACCCUGCUGACCCCCAUAAUUGAACAGAUGGAUAGAUGUGAGGGCCGCUUGUGUCGCUCCUGAGAAUAUAAUGUUUACCGUGAGGGGUGAGGAGCCCCCACUCUGUUGCCGAAGAAGAUUUUUUUAUCAUCUAAGAUGGGGAACAUCAACUCUGAACAUUCUGAGGCAAUCAAAACUAAAUGUUUUUGCCCAUCUUGGAAGCACUGGGUUAUAAUGCUAUUGGGACGAGCGGGUUGUGGAUGUACAGGAGGCUUUGUCAUGGUGGCCUGCUCGGGUGCCCUUGUAGGAUCUGUGGCCUUGUCCUGUCAUUCACAUGCCGGCAGACCACCGAAGGACGUGCUGGCAUUGUAGUGAUGUGCUGCCAUGUCCACCAAAUGCUGCAUAAAUUCAAACCUCUUUGAUUGUCCCCUGGCCUAACAAGUAAUCUCCACAUAUUUAGUUGUUUGAUUUUGUAUUUGUGGAUGUCAGAUUAGUUUGUACUUUGUGAUUCACGCGCGUGUUGUCGACAAACGGGCCAGCGGCAUCAAGCCUUCACUGGCAUCAACUACAAUGAAAAAUAACUCGGGCACACCGUUUCUAAUGUUUAUUCUGAUUUAAAUGUCUUUCAAAACUCUUUCAAAAUUAAUGUUAAUUCAUAUGCCUGGGGCAUGCACAGUAGCCUCAGGAUACCUUACUGGCAUUUGUGCCCUUAUUGGCUGCCAUGCUGGCACCAAUCACAUGGCCUAAAGCAGUGAGGUGAAAGGAUGAUUAAGGGUCACCUCUAUGACAUUUAUUAUUUAUUACAUUGCAUCAGCCGGAAUAAAAGAAAAAUAAAUUGUGUUUUUAAGCCUCUUGUAAUUUUAAUUCUGCAUUUUCAUUCAUUGCUCACCUGCUCCUGUCUGCAGCAGUAAUCUGAUGUCUUAUCGGGUCCUGCUGGAUUACCACUGGCAUUGCAGCCUGGUCCUAUGACCUCCACCCAUCCCAGCAGCCCCUCAUGCAGGAGUUACCAUUUCCUGCGUCUUACCUUUUUAUCCGUUUUGCAUGCCAUGCUUUCCUGCCCACCCCCUUUGCUGUAACUAUACAACAUCUAGCAGAAUCCUGGAGGAAGAAUUUCUGAAAUGUCGUUAGCAAUCCUGACCCAAACAGGUACGGUCAUCCGUCUACAUUGGUUUCAAAACAGAGGAGCAUCUCUUCUGUGCUCCGAUUUGGAAGCAGUGGUGUGGAAGUGCAAAAGAACGCACCCCUAAGUUUGCUAACCAGCAGACAUUUAGCCCAGCCACUUAAUAAGAUGGCACUUGUAAAGGUUCAAACCAGUCUAGUGACCAUACUGCAUGUGGCAGGCCUUUGUCUGCUGCUGUUAUUUACAGAAGUGCUUCUACUGCGACAAGGAAACAAAGGCCUGAUGGGACACGAUAGGCUUAUCAAGCUGACAGAACAGGGUUAUAAGCAAGCCGAGCGCUCAACAACGUUAAACGGCCCACUGUUGUAGUACCAGUCGUGUCACAGAUACACAUUGUUACUUGCAUAUCCAGCCCAGCUGAGUUGUGCUGAGCAGGUGGAGGGCUUCACUUCACCUCCGGGGGUCCUGGCUUCACCUUAAAGCAGAAGGUGUGGUUAUUUGGCUUAUGGAGCAGGUGAAGCAGAUCAUCUUACGCUAUCUACUAGGGGAAGAGUGAGGCGUGUGCAGUAGUGCAGUGUAAGAGAGACACAGUCAUCCACCCAGUAUGGCAAUUCAAUGUCAAGCAACCCCUUUAGAGAAUAACAAGUAACGUCCGAGCUAAAAUAAACCACAGCAAAACUGCACUGCGGCUUAACCACUCGGCCACACUCCGGAGGAUGCGUUUUUGAAAAACCAACACCAGAUAACCAGACUUCAGCAAAGCAGCCUCGGAGCUGGACACUUCCGUCCCUUCUGCUUGUCAGGGUGGCGGGACAGUUGAAUUGCCCUUACAUGUUGAGUGCCGUUUAGUAAUCUCGGGCGUGCUCAAGAUAACCGCUGAACAUGCAGCCAUGUUCAGGGUGGCGUAUUGUGGAAAGAAAUUGGAGCUAAGCAGCAGGAGCUGGCCGCGGAAAGGAAGGCUUCAUCUCUUCAAAGAUCCCACUUUAGUUUCUAGUUCUGCGGCCCCAGUAGGCACUAACCCUAAAGCAGGUGACAAUUUAAAAUUUGCAAGAGUAAUAUUUAAGUGUAAAAACUGUGAAUGUACAGGCAUAUACAAUAAACCAAAAGCAUUUCCUUCACUGUUUUACUUCAUUACUCUGUUUGAGUUAUCCUGCUACACUUGAGAGUUUGUCAAAGCCUCACCUUACUUUGUGUCCCUGAGCGCUGAGCAGGCAUACGAGUCACCCGAGGGCCGGAGACGUGGCACACUUGUGGCACACUUGCAGCAUCUUCAGUGCUCUUCCAAAAGACGAGCGAUCUUAUGAAGUUGACCUCCAGGUGGAAUGAGGGGGUCUUCUCGGCUGCUUGCUAAAGAAUAGGAAACCCAGGUUUUUAAUGGCAUUCCAGCAUUUUACUUUGUUUUAUUGCUAAUAACUCAGGCAUAUCUAUGGAUUCUUACCUUGAGUCCAGAGCUGCAGCAUCUUUUAGCAAUAACAGCCAACAGAGGCGUCUCUGGAAUCUGUUAUUCACAUAAAUUUCUUGUGAAUAGGAACAUGUAUGUUUAAAAGUGACAAGAUGUUUACAUUGAUAACUAUAUUUGUCAACUAUUUUUGUUAAUUUGAUGUGAAAAAGGAAUGCAUGUAGCAUGGUCAGUAUGAGAUGAGUGCAAGGGUUUUCUCAUUUUUAUUGUUUUUGAGAUUUCCAAUAAACAGUAUGCAAUCAAUCUACUGGUACUGGCUGAUGUAAUCAAAGGAAAGAAACAAAAUAAAGAAAUCAACUAUUUUAGAUAGAUUGAGAAACAGCA
Polypterus senegalus (gray bichir) is the source of this 7375-nucleotide messenger RNA. It is a transcript of the gene ide, whose product is annotated as insulin-degrading enzyme. The record is from RefSeq and is a predicted model, not a curated record. The coding region runs from base 281 to 3325 and encodes 1014 amino acids. Gene Ontology annotation, biological process: peptide catabolic process. Gene Ontology annotation, molecular function: metalloendopeptidase activity; metal ion binding. Gene Ontology annotation, cellular component: peroxisomal matrix; cytosol; mitochondrion. The transcript has 25 exons. NCBI's taxonomy places the organism in Eukaryota, Metazoa, Chordata, Cladistia, Polypteriformes, Polypteridae.